UCAAUACACGGCGACCGAAUGGAAGGACGUGUUAACUUGCUGAAGAAGACAAAAUUCUUGUAGAGAGCAUUAUUAUAGGAAAUUAUAGGACAGACUCUUCUUAGUUUCUGCAUUAAGUUCCAUCUUGGCCACGUGUUUUGUAUGUUGAGACUGGUGACUUUUGGUGAUAUGGCAAUGGUUUAGGAUAUGACUACGCAGGAAGCACAGUAAAAAAGCAAUGUAACUGAGAUUCCAGUAUAUACUUCUUCUAACUGCAAGACACAGAAUGGCUUCUACAGAAAUUCCGGUUGCUAACAACAUCCACUCUUUGACGAAUGGUAUAGAAAAUCAUAUUGAAUUCACCUCAAACCUCACCUCACCAGAACCCCAAGCAGAAGACACAAUCAUUACGAAAUAUUGUCUGGACUGCCAGAUAUCUAUAACGGAAACUCUCUUUUCCCAGAAGCACUCUUCACAUCACGUUAAGGCAGUUCAUCGUGACACAAGUGUCCGUGAACAACAGUUCGUCCUCGUGGACACUAUCAGCCAAAUUAAAAGAGAUACUAUCCCAAAAUUGCAAAAUUCCAUAGCAACCUUGGACGAAAUAAGAAUCGAUGUGGACAGAGGUUAUCAAUCAGUGACGGACAGCAUAACGCAAAAGUUUGAUACCUUAGCUCGGCUCUUAGAAGAACGACGACAUGCAAUGCUUUCUGAGGUAACAGCUAUAACGCAAAACAGACAAGAUCGUUUAUCUGAGCAAAGAGAUUCGGCAUACAAUACCUUAACGAUUAUCACCAAUUGUUGUCAUACGGCUAUCAACGCAACCUUCGAAUCUGAAGAUGACCCAAAUCUUUUAGCAACGAUCAAAUGGAAGCGUCAGUCUCUAAAUGACUUGUUGGCAUUUCCAGUUCAAGAAGCCCCAGAGCCUCCAUGUGCGAUGCUCUUUGAUUCUAGUGGCAUGGAAGAGAUUCAGGGUCUUGUGAAAACGUUUGGAUGCAUCCAAAGUGCAGGAGCUUCUAGAUUAGACGUGCAGAUAAAAGGAGAUGGCAUUAAGCACUUCGUUUUAGGAAGACCAGCAAAAUUCAACAUUACCAUAAAGGACAGGGUUUUACAGAUCGAGAAAGCAUCUUUAGUUGUAGAAGUCGUGGACGAUGGCAGCACAGAGAAGACGAUCGCUACGGUGACGGAGUUGGAGACUGGUUGUUACGAUAUUAAAUAUACACUUGCUAAAGAUUGUGUGCAUUUCGUCCACGUUAGAAUCUAUGGACAAUCCAUAACGAAUUCCCCAUUCAGAGUUGAUCCAAAGAAGGAAAUAGAACCAGAAAUAACAUUUUCUCGGAUACCGAAGAAACAGUCAAAACCACCUGGUCGAAAUAACAAAUCACCACCAAAAUAUGUUAUGACAGCCAAAAACACCAUGAUAGAGGACGACUUGAUCAUGAGAGUUGGAAUCAAAGGACGUAAUAAGGGCGAGUUUAUCAACCCACAGGGAAUCUGUUGUGCUAAUGGUAAGAUACUGGUAGCUGAUAGCAAUAACCAGGUGGUUCAAGUCUUUAACUUGGACGGAGAAUGUAAGCUGAAGUUCGGAUCCCCGGGUAGAGUAGCAGGAAAGAUUCAGCGUCCGACGGGAGUCAGUGUUACCAAUAACGGUAACUUCUUGAUUGCCGAUUACGAGAAUCGAUGGAUCAGUAUUUUUGGUCCAGAUGGAAAAUAUAUAAAUAAAAUAGGAUCCCGAAAGCUUCUAGGUCCAAAGGGCGUAACUGUGGAUAAAAAUGGUAGGAUUAUUGUUGUGGAUAAUAAAAGCAGUACUAUUUGCAUCUUCCAGAACAAUGGAAAACUUCUGGCUCAGUUUGGUACUCCGGGAAAUAGAGAUAACCAGUUUGCUGGGCCACAUUAUGUCGCUGUGAAUUCCAAUAAUGAUAUAAUCAUCACGGAUUUCCACAACCAUAAAGUAAAGGUCUACGAUAGUGAUGGUCAAUUUUUGCAUUGUUUCGGUUCUAAUGGUCAAGGUAAUGGUCAGUUCAAUGCCCCCACUGGUGUAGCGGUGGACAGUCAAGAUAACAUCCUGGUAGCCGAUUGGGGAAACUCUAGAAUUCAGGUGUUCGACAGUCAAGGCUCGUUCUUGUCUUACGUGAAUACAUCAGCUGAAUUGUUGUAUGGGCCACAAGGGUUAGCUGUAAUAACAGACGGACAAAUAGCUGUAUCCGACUCCGGCAACCACUGCUUUAAGAUAUACAGAUAUCUUCAGUGAAAUCAUGCGACUGUAAAUGUAAUCAUUUAAAACGACAUAUGGCUUUUGUUAUGGAAUGGUUGAAUACGUUUUAAUAAAACAUCUCUAGUUUUUACUCAGCUUUAAUUCAUGGUGGUAAGAUUCUUCACAGAGUUCCUGCUUCAACAUUCUACUUCAAAGAUCACUAAAGCAUCUUUAUGCAUUUCACAGGCAUUUAUGUGUACAUAAAUAUGGCGUACAGAUAGUGCAAUAAUAAACAAAGACGUGAAUUUUCGCUAACUGUGUUUGCACACACUAUAUAUUGUGUAUAGAACAUGGUACAAAGUUGGUGUUGUAAUACCCUGUGUGCCUAUCAUAUUGUGUCCAGUAUUGAUUCAUCUUGUCUGCAUUAUCAUAUGUGCGUAUACGAUGUCAAGUUUCAAACAAUAACACACUUGAUAUUAAGAACAUAAUCAUGUUGCUGAUCGGACGACAAAGAAACAUAGUAAUAACCAGAUGAAUUCUAGUUUGAUGUGCCUGCCCUGCAGCUUCCAUACGAGUAUUGUUAUUGUGCCUCUCAGCUUGAUUGGAGAACGUGGACUAAUGUGUCUAACCAGUAUAUAUGUGCAAUAUUAAUUUUAUAGAUGAUUAUAUAGUUUAGUGCUUAAUGAUAAUAUUCUGAAUACAAUUAUUGAGAUCUGGAGUUCAUAGAGUGUAAUUUUUAACAUCUUUAGUUGUGUUGGUUAAAUAAUUAAAACGCUGAUCCAUUGCUUGAUUAUCAUACGAAGAAAACUUGGUGUGUGAACGAAGACGAUUAAGACGAAGGAUUGUGAUCAGAAGACAUGAGUAAACGUUUAUCAUUUAAUUAAUCCUCAAAAUUAGGAUCCGUUUCCUAUAUAAUUCCUUUUGGGUUGUCUGAUACAUUUAGUUAUCGGAAUCAAAGUCAAUUUUGAUCCGCACCCUUCUGUUUUGAGAAUUUACAGUGCAAACAACCAUAGAUUAAGUAUAAUAGUGGUAGAAUGAGUUUCAUGUAUAGUUAUCACGGGGUAGUGUAGAGCUUUUAACAGUUAAAAUGUUUCAAGAAGCGAAACGAAAUUAAUAUAAUAUUUAUUUGCAUUGGAUCAUUAAGGCAGUAGAUUAGAUGCUUUAAGAGUUUUAUAUUUUUCUUACCUGGAACAUGGGGUUUGACAAUCCAAUAUCAACGCAUUAACGUGCUUCUAUAACAAAUACCUGAUUUUCUUUCAUUAGCAUCAAGUUUAUUUGUAUUCAAUUGCCUUACAUGUUAUCAUACUAUUUUUAAAUCCUUUUGUAGAAAAGUAGAACCAUAAAAUUGUGACGAUACCAUCAGAAUAAUAUAUUCACCGAUAUUAUUGAAGGAAUGCUUGCUGUGGUUUAUCACAAUUGCCAUAACAUAGCCAAUAUUUAUACGGUUAUAUUAUUAUUAUUUGUCACAUUAAAUUUCUUAAAUAUAGUGUAGAAUUGGUCAAUGUGUCUCUUAAAAUAAAAUAUGUUAACUAUACGAUAACAGCAAUCUAAACUUUAUAAUGAAGAAAAUAAUGCGUUAAUAAAAUCCAGCCAAAUAAUAAUUAGCAUAGGACUCUUUUAAAGUCGAUGAAUGAAAGCCUUGCAUUGUUUAAUUUCAACAAGAGUUGGAUUGGAUUAUCUUGUAUUUGCAUCACAUUCGUCAUUUAUGUAUAGACGUUACGGAUGAACCAUAGCAACAGAUCUGUAUUUAAGAUCUAUAUAUCCGGAAUCUGUGAAUGACCAAAUUUCAUUGGUGAACGGCAUUAUUGUCCUUUAAUGCCUAAAAAAUUAUAUCUUUCGGCCAUGCAACUUUUAUUGCCAGACAUGACCCAUAAUUAUUUAUCGACCAUUUUUGACCUUUCUGAAAUAAAUGUAAAUUAGCGAAAGAUUGUAGUGGAAUGGAUUCAGUUAGUUUCUUUACGUUGAUUGUUGGUUAACGAUUUCACAAUUGUGUUGUACAAAAUAAAAUACACUCAUCAAAUAUCUAACAUUUUAUUUCGUCUUGAUUUCGUAAUGUCACCAAGUUGUUAGAAUUGUUAUUGUAUGUGUAGCAAAUUAUAUUCUAUAGUACAUUAAUUUAUUGUAGUUUGUUACCUUCUAUUAAACAUUAUGGUAUAGCAGUAGUUUAAAGUUAGGGCCAGGGUGCUACCAAACUUUUUUCGCACUCUUGCCAGUUUUCACCCCAUUUAAUCAGUUUGAAAUACAGCUGACAGUGUAUAUUGUAAAGUAAUAGCUUCGCUUAGUGCGUCUUAUUUAAUUGGGUCAGAUAUACACACGAUUCAGUAUUGAUGCAAAAGUACAUGACAAAUUAGCGUAGAAUACAUGUACUUGGACCCUUCAAAUUAUGAGAAGUUAUAUCAGGUGCUCGUAAACAAAAAUAUUUAACGACAGUAGACAUUUUAGGCCACCCCUAACUUUUAGUGAGUGGAAACUACAGAGAAUAUAUAUUUGUAACACCCCCCCCCCCCAAUAUCUCCAGGUGUAGGCUUACCAUUACCCUUAGACUGGAAUUUUGAAUCUGAUUGUCCCUUUAAUAACCGUUCUUAUUCAAAUAACAAACGAAUAUUCACAGAAACACAAUCCAUACAGAAUCAUCGUUGCCCUGAAAUAAUUGGAUCUAAGUUAUCUCAGUUAUCAAUGGUCUGUAUCAUAUAAUAUCAUCUGCUUUAACUAAGAGAUGGCAAAUAAUUUCGAUGAUGUGCUUUAAAAAAAAUGUACAUGUAAUUAUUUAACAGUGUAUUAUUCAAAUCUUGCGCUUGAAUAAAUGAAAUAAAAU
This is a messenger RNA of Patella vulgata (common limpet), 4988 nucleotides long. RefSeq names its product tripartite motif-containing protein 2. Gene Ontology annotation, molecular function: translation repressor activity; ubiquitin protein ligase activity; protein binding. Gene Ontology annotation, biological process: protein polyubiquitination; negative regulation of translation; proteasome-mediated ubiquitin-dependent protein catabolic process. The transcript is spliced from 3 exons. NCBI's taxonomy places the organism in Eukaryota, Metazoa, Mollusca, Gastropoda, Patellidae. The coding region runs from base 266 to 2230 and encodes 654 amino acids. The record is from RefSeq and is a predicted model, not a curated record.